Pomacea canaliculata is the source of this 1395-nucleotide messenger RNA. RefSeq lists its product as uncharacterized. Bases 408 to 1283 code for a protein of 291 amino acids. The record is from RefSeq and is a predicted model, not a curated record. NCBI's taxonomy places the organism in Eukaryota, Metazoa, Mollusca, Gastropoda, Architaenioglossa, Ampullariidae. The transcript has 6 exons.
GUAUUUUCCAGGAACUAUAUUUAGAUGUUUUCCAAGCAGCGUUGCUUAGCCAUAGCCGGUUCGAGUACACUUUCCACACGUGCUAUGUAAAAACACACCUGCAUGAUAUUCCUCGAGUACACGUCAGAAUGAAGAGCAUGCUUCUGAAAGAACUACAGCCCUGAUUACUUUCAGUGUGAAAGUUGUGGUGAAAAGCACAGACAGGCAGACAGCACAGUCCUUUCUGUUAAGUUCAUGUUUUCUUCUCACCUGAGUGAUUUCUUUGAGAACGAGGACAGAACAAUUAUUCAGUGCAGUACACCGCCACAACAGCAAGAAAAUCAUCUUGCAGCACUUUCCCAACCACAAACUUUACUGAAUCCAGUUCCAGGGACUCGUAACGUAGGUGUUGAAGGGUGGCUUUGAAAAUGUCUGUAUAUACCGACACCCCGGGGUGUUCACACGACAGCGGCAGCCGAGACAACGACACUAACAACGAUGGAGACGUCGAUAUGGAAGACGACGACGUAGACUAUACCCUCAUCUCUGUCAAUCAGUGGAAAUGGCUGAUUCAGUUCUACAGGAAACUUCUAGUAGAUGUAAUUCGUCCUUUAAAGAUAAUGAUGAAAAUGAGGUUGCCAGAUUUGGAUAAAUCUGUCCAGCAAAAGGUAGAAAGAUUAGAGUCAGAAGAGAAAAGUAAUGAAGCAGCAGAAUAUUUUUUGAAUGUUCUUCUGGAGUAUAGUGAAAAAAAAAAGGAACACGAAUCAAAGGCAAUGUGGUCACUAUUUGACGAGGCAUUAAAGUCAGAAUAUAAAUGGCUUCAUUGUGCUAUACUUGAAAACGGUGAUGUUGAACUUCAGUCCCAACAAAAAGAAUUGAUUCAGUUCUUCAUGGAAGAUAUUGUCAGACAGGUUGAUCCUAUGCAUCUUAUGAUUUCUCUCUUGUCAAAAGAUUUGCUGUCUACAGAUGAAUGUCAAAAUUUGACAAGCAUUCAUCGAAAUUAUGGGAAUCUAACAAGUUGUAUUUAUAUGAUCAACAAUGUUCAUCGCCACAGUGAAGAAUGGUAUGGAAAACUUCUUGAAAUCAUGUACGAGAAUGGCUAUGAAGAACUUGUAAAGAAAAUUGAUGAAAUAGAAUAUGGAAAGAUCCAAGCAUCACGAACAGAAGAGCAUGCCCAUGUUUCAUGUUCAGAGGAGGUAUAUAUGUCAGACUUGUCACUCAAGAAAGAGUUCUGUGCUGAUGCUUAUCUGCUGCUGCAGGUGUCCAGCAAGCCCUCCCCUACUCCUCUCCUCCCUAUGGAAUAGAGUACACUGAAGCACACAAAUCAGGAUCAAAAAACUUAUGUGGGUCAAGUUCUGGACAGGAGAGUGACCCUCAGAAUAUAACUACGAAUGUUGAAGAUCUUAAGAAUUACAG